CUGAUAAAAGACAAAAGCUCUGAUGAUGCGAGGAAGGGGCUGGAGCAGGGAUACAAUAUUUUUAACAGAGUAACUGCUUCGACCAUGUCUAGAAAAUUGUGGAUUGAGGAAACCUUCUUCAAGAGAGAGUGUGUAAAGUUUAUCGCUUCUUCUCGUGACCUCCACAGAUGUGUUCCAGUGUGUCAAGUAUGUCUAAGCCUGAUCAGAUGCUGUUGUGGUCGCCUGAUGGGCGAGCACUCUUCAGAGAAAUUUAUUCCACCCAUAUCUCUAAACCCCAAUUCUGGCUCAGACACAGACGAGGAGUGGUGCGUGAAGCGUCACUCCUGGGCCAGUCCCACUGAUGCCUAUGGGAUAGUGGACUUUGAAGACACAGCCACACGUGUCUGUCGGGCCAAGUAUCUGCGUUUGGCGGUGGACUCGAAGCCAGAGGCCAUACUUCACCUCAUGUUGAAGGAGUGGCAGAUGGAGAGGCCCAAGCUGCUGCUGAGUGUCUAUGGAGGCUCCAAAAACUUCUCUCUGAGUCCCAAAGUGGAGCAGGCAUUCAGCAAAGGCCUGGUGACAGCAGCUCUCAGUACAGGGGCGUGGAUACUAACCAAUGGCAUUAAUACGGGUGCGUCUAAGUAUGUCGGCGAGGCAGUGAAAAUAUAUGGAGGCCAUGACUUGAGAAAGAGAAACACAGUUGGAAUCACACCAUGGGGAGUGAUUGACAACAAUGCAGACCUAAUCGGCCGAGAUGUGUUUAGGCCGUAUCAGCCGCUUGGUAACCCUCUUAGUAAACGUGCUUGUCUAAAUGGUUUUCACUCACAUUUCCUAUUUGUGGAUGAUGGGACACUUGGAAAACAUGGCUGCCAACAAGGUCUGAGAAGAAAGUUGGAGAAACACAUCAACUUACUAAAGAUUCACCCUCGACUAAACUUCGGGGUGCCUGUCGUGUGUGUGGUGUUGGAGGGGGGUCCUGCUGUAAUCUCCACUGUGUUGGACUAUGUGAGCAGUGUCCCCCCAGUCCCAGUGUUUGUGUUUGAAGGAUCAGGCCGCGCUGCUGACCUGCUAGCCUUCUUAUACAAGCAAACUGCUACUCACAGUGAACUGGAGGCUGAUAUUAAAGACGACUUCCUCAUGAGGAUUAAACAGGUGUUUGCAGUUGAUCAGUCAGAGGCCUUUCACCUUUAUGCACUGCUUCUGCAAUGUAUGGAUCAUAGGCAGUGUAUAACAAUCUAUGACUCUGAAUCAGAAGACCAAGUUAGUCCAGAUGCUGCCAUUUUGACAGCCACGAUGAAGGGUACCAAGACCAGUGCCGCAGAGCAGCUGAGGAUGGCCCUGGCCUGGGACAGGUCUGACAUUGCGUGGAAAGAUGUUUUGGUUUAUGGGCAUCAUUGGAAGGAGGGGUCGUUGGAGCAGACCAUGCUGGAUGCACUGGUGAUGGACCGUGUCAGUUUUGUCAAACUCCUCAUAGAUAAUGGGAUGACAAUGAGCCGCUUCCUCACUGUUGAUAGACUAGAGGAACUUUACAACACACACACCCAAGGGCAGGGUUUUUUUCAUCGUCUUGUGGAAGAUGUGAAACAAACCUCUUUGCCAUUGACAUACCGUCUUUCCAUCAUUGAUAUGGGCCUGGUUAUCGAGUAUUUGAUUGGAGGAGCGUACCGCAGUUCCUACACAAGGAAACACUUCAGGGCUGCAUACAACCACUUACGGAGCAAGGGUGGUCGACAGGGCAGCUCAGCUCUGUCCAAACAACACCAGGGACAGGGACCACUACUUUUAAUACAGACAAGAAGUUCUCAAAACCUUCAUUUCUUUAGAACAGCUCAGCCAUAUAAACACAAGGAUUGUGAUGCUUUACCAGGAUUCAGUCAAGAAAUGCCUCUCCCUCCUACUUUUGGUGACAGUCCUCUGCACUUUUCUUUUAACUUCAAUGACCUGUUUGUGUGGGCAGUGCUGCAGCAGCGACAACAGAUGGCGCUGUUUCUCUGGCAACACGGUGAAGAGGCCCUUGCACGUGCUACAGUUGCCUGCAAGCUCUACCGCUCCAUGGCCACUGAGGCACGGCUGAGCAGCAUGGAUGACAACAUUUCCGAACGUUUCAAUGCAUAUUCACUGGAGUUUGGUCAGCUGGCAGUGGAUGUGUUAGACUGUGCAUUUCGUCAGAAUGAGCAGAUGGCCAUGAAGCUGCUGACGUCAGAGAUGGAGGCGUGGAGCCACUUCACCUGUCUGCAAAUGGCCGUCUCAUCUGGACACCAGCCGUUUGUGUCGCACUCCUGCACCCAGACCCUUCUCACUGACCUCUGGACCGGCUCUCUCAACAUGCGCAAAAACUCCUUCCUCAAGAUAAUACUGAGUCUUCUUCUGCCGCCUUUCAUCCUAAUAUUGGAGUUUAAAAGCAAAGCUGAAAUGUGCCAUGUGCCACAGUCCCAUGAGGCCAUGUUGUUUGAGCACGACUCUGUGGAUUCUUUGGAGAUAAACAAGGGAGCAGAUGACAUGGGCAGUGAUGAUGCAGAGCGCGCUGUAUCUUCCCAUGACAGAUGUCUUUCUGAAACAGUCUCCUCACUGUCCAACCAGUGCCUGUCCUGGGUCACUCGGAUUUACAAAUUUUACACCGCUCCUGUUGUCAAGUUCUGGUUUCACACAAUGUCAUAUUUGACAUUUCUAAUGUUGUUCUCCUACACUGUCCUGGUCAAAAUGGAUGACCAGCCAAGUGUUCAAGAGUGGCUGGUUAUAGCAUUUGUGUUUUCUACUGCAUUGGAAAAAAUUAGAGAGGUGUUCAUGUCCGAGCCCAGGAAACUGAGUCAGAAGCUGAAGAUUUGGUUUUCUGAAUACUGGAACAUAUCCGAUUUCAUUGCCAUCAUCCUCUUUGUGUUUGGUUUUCUGAUGCGCUGGUACUAUGAGCCUUAUCGAACAGCCGGACGCAUCUGCUACUGCCUGGACAUCAUCUUCUGGUUUAUCCGAGUGCUGGAUCUCCUGGCAGUCAAUCAACAUGCAGGACCUUACCUCACCAUGAUCACUAAAAUGACAGGAAACAUGUUUUUCAUUGUGGUGAUGAUGGCGAUUGUGCUGCUGAGUUUUGGAGUCUCCAGAAAAUCCAUCCUGUCACCAGACGAGGAACCGUCCUGGAGCCUGGCCCGGGACGUUGUGUUUCAGCCAUACUGGAUGAUCUAUGGAGAGGUCUACGCAGGAGAGAUUGAUACAUGUGACGAUGGAAAUCCAUGUGCCCCUGCCUCCUUUCUUACCCCAUUCCUCCAGGCUGUUUACAUGUUUGUGCAAUAUAUCAUCAUGGUCAACAUCCUCAUUGCAUUUUUCAACAACAUCUAUUUUGAUAUGGCUUCUACGUCAAAUAAGCUAUGGAGAUACUAUCGUUACCGCUACAUAAUGACUUAUCAAGACAGACCAUGGCUUCCUCCGCCGCUUAUUUUCCUCAGUCACUUAGCUCUAGUGUUGAAGGCUGUCUACAAGAAACUGAGUGGAGAUGCAGAUAAAGAAGAGAGGGGCUCAGGACUGAAGCUCUACUUGAGUUUUGAAUGUAGAAAGAAGCUGCAUGAAUUUGAAGAGAAAUGUGUUGAGACUUAUUUUCACGAGAAAAAGGGGAACCUCAGGGAUCAGACAAUUGCAAUCAAGGCCACAGCAGAGAGAGCAGAGGAGAUUGUCAUGACAGUUUGGGAUGUCUCAGAUAAGGUCCACUCCAUUCAAGACAGUUUGUCAGAUUUGGAUGUUCGGCUGGGACAACUGCAGGAUUUGUCUGCUCUGGCUGUGGACACUUUAACGUUACUCUCAGCCUCAGAGAGCCUGCAUCAGGAGGAAGCACGUUUAGGGCAGUGUCAGUCACUCACAUCGUCCCGUCUUGUCGUACCCCACAGCUGCAGCCUGCCACAAACAAACAAGACAGACCUGCUCUACUGUAAACCUUGUAAAAGCACACCAUCAUCACUGUUAAAGGACUGUAAUGUUGCAGCAGGCCGACGUAUUUCACUAGAGUGUCAUGGAGGAGCAAGAGCAGGCAGAAGAGGACACACAUAUAGGGAGGAGUGUCAUUAUCCGUUGACUUACCAAAGCACACAGGAGUCAACUUCAAAUCCCAAGGUAGAAGAAGAUGAGCAGAAAACACAGGAGAAUGUUGAUUUCAAGUCUUCUAGCAAGGUUAAACUAUUAUCUGAGCAUAAAGACAUUUCAGAAGGCUUAACCAAUCCAGCAUUCUCUUCUGGGAGUAUACAAGCAAGUCCUCCAUCUUCAAACUCAAGUCAGUGGAAGUCUCCUGUCAAGCAUAUUGGAUGGUCUCGGUUGUCCCGGAACCACCCCUAUGAGUACUGCAGGUCUCUGUCUUCAAGUGUGGAGAACCUUACUUUCUCUGGAAAACCUCUAAGUCAAAAUCAGGAAUCAUUCUCUCAUUUUGAUGAACCAAUGAUGAAAGGCAAGAAGCUACAAGCCAUUAAGGGCAGAGGAUGGUCAAAGUCCUCUGAUUUUAUUGACGACAUUGACGGUAAAGAGCAAUCAGACAACAAGAAGACAGUCAAGAUACAAGAAAGCCUACCUCACACUGCCAUGCAAUCAGAACUAUCGGAGGCAUGCUUGAGAAGACGGCAGACAUUUAAAGGAGAAGGCAGAUGUUGGUCUGCUUCAACAAGCCUCAGUCAACUCAAUAUCGAACCAGUGGAUUUCUUACAGAGACAAAUGGUAAAUCUCCAGGAUUUAUGGAGCCCCCCUCAUUCGGCCUGGAACAGUUGGGCCAAAUCAGUCAGGAGAUCUUCUGUCCAAAGUGCUACUGCUAAUGAAGUCAGGACUUCUAUGUUUCAGUCCAGUGAAAAUUUGUAUCCACAUUAUUCAGCAAUGGAAAGAAACAAUCUGAUGCGACUCGCCCAUGAUAUCCUUUUUACUCCCGUGUCUCUUAUGGGAGGUGAGGAGGUGAGCAUCUACUCUCUGGUGGAGGAGCCCUCUGGGUCUGGGGGCUCUUGCACAGUUUCAUCCUGGUCGUCCCAGGGCCUCUCCGCCAUUCUGCAGCCCCUGUCCAGUGAAGAGGGGUCUCUGUAUGGGGGUCUUCGUCAAGGCCGCAGGGUGCUGUGUACCUGGGCAGAACAAGAUGUCUUGAGGGCUGGACAGGUGUAUGUGGUCAAAGCAUUUCAUCAAGAGGUUGUCCGCACCUGGCAAAGACACUUCCAUGGCAGCACUGCACUACAACUUUGUUUAAGAGAAAUCCAGCAACAAAGAGCUGCACAAAAGAUGAUGAACGUGUUCAACCAUAUCAAACCUGAAAAUAUCUACUACUCACCCCAGUUUUUAGAUGUUAUGCUUGUCCUCUGGCAUUCAAAUGGACAGUGGCUUACUAUUGAGAGAAACUUGCCGGGCGAUUUCAGAAAGUUCAACAACAACACUGGACAAGAGAUCAUGCCUAGAUGUCUUUUAGAAGAAAUUCUCUUGGCUUUUUCUCAUUGGACAUAUGAAUACUCUCAGAGGGAGAUGCUAGUGCUCGAUAUACAAGGAGUUGGUGAGGAACUGACAGAUCCAACAGUCAUCAUGGCAGAUAACCACAGCAGUGGCAGAGAUGAAAUGCUGUUUGGUGCAGAUAACCUUGGGCAGACGGCCAUCAGCGGCUUCCUUCAUAAACACUCAUGCAACGCCUACUGCCGGAGACUGAGACUGUCAGAUUUAAGGAGGCAUGCCAUGGGCAGCACAGCGGAGUCGACAUCAGCAAAUGAAGAGAAAAGCAUCGAUGGACUGGGACCCAACCUUUGACCAAGAAUUAAGAGACGUAAGAAUCUCAUACUCAAAAGUGCCCAUUUAGUUACACAGUUAUUUGAAAAAUAUACUACAAAAUAAUUUCAUGAUAUGAGUUGCUGCCACUUUUCUCACAUGUUUAUUGUAUAUAAAAAAAAAUAUGGUUUAUGUAAACCAGUUGAUUCUUUUCCUGGAAAUAAA
Periophthalmus magnuspinnatus is the source of this 5904-nucleotide messenger RNA. It is a transcript of the gene trpm6, whose product is annotated as transient receptor potential cation channel, subfamily M, member 6. NCBI's taxonomy places the organism in Eukaryota, Metazoa, Chordata, Actinopteri, Gobiiformes, Gobiidae. The record is from RefSeq and is a predicted model, not a curated record. Gene Ontology annotation, biological process: protein tetramerization; protein phosphorylation; monoatomic cation transmembrane transport. The transcript is spliced from 40 exons. Bases 85 to 5721 code for a protein of 1878 amino acids. Gene Ontology annotation, molecular function: protein serine/threonine kinase activity; ATP binding; monoatomic cation channel activity. Gene Ontology annotation, cellular component: apical plasma membrane.